Molecule: messenger RNA, 1532 nt
Organism: Durotheca rogersii
Lineage: Eukaryota; Fungi; Ascomycota; Sordariomycetes; Xylariales; Xylariaceae
Product: DUF689-domain-containing protein
Exons: 2
Coding region: 205-1233 (342 amino acids)
Biological process (GO): iron-sulfur cluster assembly
Cellular component (GO): cytoplasm
Molecular function (GO): iron-sulfur cluster binding
Source: RefSeq, a predicted model, not a curated record
GCCUUUGCCAUUCACUAAUGUAUGCUUGAAAGUUUAUCCAAUUUACAAACCAGCCUUUUUUACCCCACUAUAUAUAACCUCAUCGAUACUCUUUGAAUUUGCUACCACCGGUUGGGACAAAGCAUCAACCACACAGAUAACCGAAGACACGGGAGUUGUUAUAACCUACAUACCCGGGCACGAAUAGCGCAGUCAACCCUCGCCAUGUCGCCCUCCCUUGUAAUACUCGAUAAUACUCCCGACUUAGACUUUUAUGCGUCGAAUUCAUCUCGGAAUGGGCCCUCAGCCCCCCGAACACUCCUCCUAGCCCCUCCAUCAAUUGCUGGCCACGAGGAGAACCUGCGUCAUGUCUCGGUAGCUUAUGACCGUUCCGCGACAGACCUACAGAUGCUGGACCGCCUCGCACUCGGUCUUGUCAAUCUUCCCCAUGCCACAUACGACCUGAUCUUGGUCCUCACUGACGCAGACGGCACGCGAUCCGAAUCUACCCUUUUACUCGACCGACAUGUCUUUGCGAAGAUUGUGCCAACCCUCAAGGCUGGCGGCAAGAUCCGAGCUCAAGAUGGAUCCCUCGUUCAAAGCAGUAACACACCUGACGCACGGGAGGCCCUAUUGGCCGGCCUAAUACCUCGCGUUGACGGGUUCGAAAAGGUCGACAACUGGACCACUGCUGCUGUACCGCUCAAGCUAGGCACCGGCAAUAAUAAAAAAAGGUGCACCGUUGGCUCUACUAUAAAGAACGUUACCUUCCACCCGGACAAGGGCAACAACACGAACCUUAAUCUACGGCCGGUGGCCACAAAGGCCCCCAGCCUUAGUUUGAUUAAAUCUGCCGGCCUUCUCGGAGUUGUCAGGGACGAUGAUGAACUGAUUGACGAGGAUGCUCUAUUGACAGAAGAGGAUGUAAACGUGCCUCUAGUCAUUCCUGCUGGGUGCAUACCCAAGGUUGGCAAACGACGACGUGCUUGUAAGGACUGCACCUGUGGCCUUGCAGAGAGACUUGCUGCUGAAGACGCGUCUAAGCGUGAUGAAGCAGAUAUUAGACUUGAGGCGCUCAAGCUUGGCGCCGGCGAUCUGAACGAAGUCGACUUCACUGUUAAGGGUAGGAUUGGUUCCUGUGGGAACUGUUCUCUGGGAGACGCGUUUCGCUGCGACGGCUGCCCGUAUAUCGGGUUGCCGGCCUUCAAACCCGGCGAGGAGGUUCGCCUACUUAACAACGUGGUGCAGCUGUGAGAGUAGAGAAUACCUAAUAGCAACGAAACUAUGCUAUAAAAUAAAUAGUAGUUGAUAUAGGUCGAAGCACUUCGCUAGGCUCUUUACUUCUUUAUUCUGUCAUUUAUUAUAAUCGUAGACACUAUGCAUUUGUUCUAAGAUAAAAGAAUAUAAAAUACGUCGAAGCACUCUCUGCUUCUCUAGGUUUUCGGCACGAAAACCUAGGACCUCUUUAAAGGCUAGGGAAAAAGAGGUAAGUAGGAAUCGACGUUUGAACUGCGAAAAGGGAUUGAUUAGCAAUCGAUUCUUAAUUGAAUAGG